Messenger RNA from Suillus discolor, 533 nucleotides. RefSeq lists its product as uncharacterized. NCBI's taxonomy places the organism in Eukaryota, Fungi, Basidiomycota, Agaricomycetes, Boletales, Suillaceae. The record is from RefSeq and is a predicted model, not a curated record. Bases 4 to 423 code for a protein of 139 amino acids. The transcript has 2 exons.
GCUAUGCCACAGGACCGACUGGUCGAAAUUGUGCACAGUCCUCCUAAGACUCACACGCACGAGGACAAUCGUGACCGGACCAUGCUGACCGCGGCAGGGAAUUUGACUGUUCCCCCAAUUGUCGACAAGCUUCCCCCCGAAACGACAAAACAUUUCGAUCGCUCUCCAGACACAAACGAGCUGUUCUGGUUUUCCGCUCCUCCAAUGAAUACCGCGCGAACACCAGCCCCACAGCAUAGUCUGGCGUACUUGCAUUUCUUGGCGACGAAACGCAAGAAAGAACUCGGCGAGGACUCGGACGUCAUGGAUGUCGACGGUGAAGCUGCAACAGGUCUUUCAAAUCGACAGCGCACAGUUGCGCCUCCAACAGUUACCGAAUUUCUGCAAGCAGCCAUGAAUUCAGCAUCUACCGAGUACCUUUAGACAAUUCAUCUGUUCCCAUCGGUAUGAUAACCUAAGUUGAGUUUUUUUUUGUCUGCCUGCCUCGUGCUCAUUGGUCGUCAUGCCAUACAGACUUAAUUGCUACUCAGAAG